AGGCACGUCAACAGCUAUGGCGGAAGGGGAAGAGGCGCCGCCGUCGAGCAGCUGUGAACCUGGUGUUUUGCCACUGCCGUGCUACAUAAUCUUGAAAUUCCUGAAGUCAUCAGAUGUGAUUCUCUCAUUGUUGAAGGCAUGGAACUGUUGAAACAGUCUGCAGAAGUUAUCAGAGAGAUUGUAAAGGAAAAAGAGCUUGCAGACGCUCUGGAAGAAGGAGGCUGUGAUCUUGAAACUGUGAGAAACAUCAUUCAAGGAAGGCAAUUGCCUGCUGAUUUGAGGGCCAAAGUCUGGAAGAUCGCGCUUAAUGUUGUAGGAAAGGGGGACAGCCUAGCAUCCUGGGAUGGCUCCUUAGACCUACCAGAACAGAGUAUAAUUCAUAAGGAUUGCCAAGAGCUAAUUGACCAGUUGUCAGUGCCAGAAGAGGAGAAGUCAGUAUUACUUGUGGAUAUUGAGUCUGUUAUUACUUUUUAUUGUAAAUCACGCAAUGUCAAAUACAGUUCUUGUCUUGGCUGGAUCCAUCUACUCAAACCUCUGGUGCACCUUCGUUUGCCACGCAGUGAUUUGUACAACUGCUUUUAUGCUAUCAUGAAUAAAUUCAUUCCAAGGGAUUGUUCUAUGAAAGGAAGACCGUUUCAUCUAUUUAGACUGCUUCUUCAGUACCACGAGCCAGAACUCUGCUCCUUUCUUGAUACCAAGAAGAUGACUCCAGACUCAUAUGCACUCAACUGGCUUGGAAGCCUCUUCUCAUAUUACUGCUCAGUUGAAGUCACUCAGGCAAUAUGGGAUGGAUAUCUACAACAAGCAGAUCCAUUCUUUAUUUAUUUUCUAAUGUUAAUCAUCCUUGUCAAUGCAAAAGAUGUUAUCUUAGCACAACAAUCAGAUAAAGAAGAAAUGAUAAAAUUCUUAGAAACUUCACCAGCCAAUCUCGAUUUAGAGGAUAUAGAAGAUCUCUUCUCUUUGGCACAAUAUUACUGUAGCAAAACUCCAGCUUCUUUCAGGAAGGACAACCACAGUCUUUUUGGCAGCAGCUUGCUGGGCCUCAAAGAUGAUGACACAGACUUGAGCCAGGCUCUCUGUCUAGCGGUUUCUGUGUCUGAGAUUCUUCAAGCAAAUCAGCAACAAGGAGAAGGAGUAAGGUUCUUUGUAGUGGAUUGUCGUCCUGCAGAGCAAUACAAUGCUGGACACUUAUCAACAGCGUUUCAUUUAGACUCGGAUUUGAUGCUUCAAAACCCAUCAGAAUUUGCACAAUCUGUAAAAUCCCUAUUAGAAGCACAAAAACAGUCUAUUGAGUCUGGCUCCAUAGCUGGUGGGGAACAUCUCUGCUUCAUGGGAAGUGGCAGAGAGGAAGAAGACAUGUAUAUGAACAUGGUGCUAGCACACUUCUUACAGAAAAAUAAGGAGUAUGUAAGCAUUGCCAAAGGAGGAUUUAUGGCUCUCCAGCAGCACUUAGCAGAUAUCAAUGUAGAAGGACCAGAAAAUGGAUAUGGCCACUGGAUUGCUAGUACCUCAGGCUCAAGAAGUAGCGUAAACUCCUCUGUUGAUGGUGAUUCUCCCAAUGGUUCAAGUGAUGGAAAAGGAGUAAAGUCCCUGGUGAACAAAAUGACAGUUGCUUUGAAGACUAAAUCUGUGAACGUGAAAGAAAAAGUUAUUAGUUUUAUUGAAAAUACAUCUACUCCUGUGGACAGAAUACCUUUCAAUAUUUCCUGGCCAGACAGAGCAAGCCUGGAGCGACAUAUCAGCAGCAGUGACAGAGUAGGAAAACCCUACCGUGGUGUGAAACCAGUAUUCAGCAUCGGAGAUGAAGAAGAAUAUGAUACUGAUGAAAUUGAUAGCUCCUCAAUGUCAGAUGAUGAUCGAAAAGAGGUUGUCAACAUCCAAACAUGGAUAAAUAAACCUGAUGUGAAGUAUAACUUCCCCUGUAAUGAAGUAAAAGAAAAUGGACAUAUGUUUCCCAGUCAUCUCCUAGUGACAGCAACUCAUAUGUAUUGUUUGAGAGAGAUUCCAUCACGAAAGGGACUGGCUUACAUACAGUCUCGACAGGCACUCAACUCUGUAGUCAAAAUCACAUCCAAGAAGAAACACCCGGAACUGAUCACCUUUAAAUAUGGAAAUAGCAAUACUUCAGGCAUAGAAAUUUUGGCGAUUGAAAGGUAUUUGAUUCCUAAUGCAGGUGAUGCUACCAAAGCCAUAAAACAACAGAUCAUGAAAGUAUUGGAUGCCUUGGAGAGUUAAUAACUAAAGACUUUGUAGAGAACAGUUUAUAAAGAAGAAGCAACCAAGAUACUGUAUGUGGACACAAGCUGACUGUUUCCCAACUUGAAUACUAACUUAAGAGAAUUUUUCUGUUUGCUGAUGGGAGUGCCUGAGUAGCAGGCUUAAGAUAGGGUAAAUUAUUAUCAAUUUCUGAACAGGAUUUUUAAUUUUUGUAUUGUUCUGCUUUUUUGUUUUGAAAUGUUUAUUAUAAAGGUCAGUUUGUUUCAUUUUUAAUGCAGCCUUAAUGUGAGUGGUCUGUGUUCACAUUAAGUGUGUUAAAAGAAUGAAGCACUGCCAGAUGUGGAGAAGCAGUUGAAAACAGAAUGGGUUUUUUAAUUACUGUCCCUUGAAAGUAAAAUGUCUCCACUGCCUACAGUCUAUAAAUUUGAUUUUGCUUACUGGGUAAUAUCAAGGAUUGAUUAAAAACUUGGGUUUAUGUGCAGAGCAGAUAAAAAUAUUAAAAAUACUGGUUCCUUCUCAUUAAAAAUGGUUAAGUCCAGGUUGGGCUACAGAUAAAUGGGAAAAAUGCAAGCAAUUUGUAAAAUUAACUUUUUAAAAAGUCUUAUCUAGUACUAGGUUAAAUAAUUCAAACUGGUUGUAAGGGUAUUUUUAAAUACCAAAACAAACUGUGCACAAUAAGCUUUUACUACAGGGUUGUGAUUUUUUUAAUUAUGCAAAAUUUUACAUUUCAUAGGUUGAAGCCGUUUCUCUUGUAAAGACCAGUGUGUGCAUUGAAAUUGAACCUAAUGCUUCAUGACAGAAUAUGACAGUCUAAAACAAGUUACCUUGCUCCUCAGAAACAAGAUGUCUUAAGAUAGUAAUUAGACGUUUAGAAACCUUUAGUUCAGCACAGAAGUAUGUGCUGAUUGAAGGUGUGUUCAGCAAGAAAAAUAGCGCGCACGAAUAAAGCGAAGAGAUUCAAGUGCUAUAUACCUGUGAUAGAUGUAUUCAUUACCUGUUGCCUUCACUGAUUUGAGGAUUUGCUUAUAUUCUUUUAACUAACAUCUUCUAAAUUAGUUAAUGUUUGAGAGAUGGCAGCUAUGUGAUUGUUUAUCAGCAGAUUUCCGCUUGUUCCAAGAAUGGUUCUCCUGUUAAAAAGCUCAGUACAGGGAUGUCCUUAUGGCCGAGGCAUCACACCUUUAUAGACCGAUGUGGAAAUUACCAAAAACUGUGAAGUGAAGAUAAUAGGGAUCAGCUUUGCUGCGUGAAGUCUUCUGAGUAUUUAAAUCAAAACCUGUGAAUUGGUAGAUCAUCAGGAGGUAAAAUAAAUUAAACUGACCUUUAUAAAAAACAGUUAUUCUAAGUUAUUUUACUAGGAAUCAAGCUAGGGCACCUUACUUCUGGAACUAAUUCCUUUUUUUUUUUUUUUUUUUUUCUUCUUAGUAACUGAGUAAACACCAAUAGAACUUGAACUGUUGGAGAUAUUUGCAUGAAAUUGCACCUGGGCCAACACUCAUGUAUUUAGUUUUGCCCAGCAGCUGUUGUAUUACAUUUUCCUCUUCCUGCUCCCUUCUGAAAAUAUCCUAAAGAGUCUCUGACUCUGUGCCUACUUCAGCAAUGAGAUUUUUUUCAUGUAAAGAUGUUUGUGUUACUGUUUAUAAACUACAGUUGUAAAUAAACCAGUACAAUUUGAACAUAACUUGUUCUGUCAG
Chroicocephalus ridibundus (black-headed gull) is the source of this 3908-nucleotide messenger RNA. It is a transcript of the gene TBC1D23, whose product is annotated as TBC1 domain family member 23. Bases 139 to 2235 code for a protein of 698 amino acids. The record is from RefSeq and is a predicted model, not a curated record. Lineage: Eukaryota; Metazoa; Chordata; Aves; Charadriiformes; Laridae. The transcript has 20 exons. Gene Ontology annotation, biological process: retrograde transport, endosome to Golgi; embryonic brain development. Gene Ontology annotation, cellular component: trans-Golgi network.